CAAAUGAUUAAGGCCCGCCAUAAUGUGAAAAACCAAUCUUGGAUAGCAUUCGAGUCCCUCAAACCUUGUUUAUUUGAGACAUGGUGCUGCUAUAGUGAUGCAACAGUUCCAGGGGCAGUAAGACAAGGAUAUAUACAUGCAGUGAUUGGGCUGACUGAUCUAUUGCAAAUGUGCUACAGUACCACGCCUAAGAUUUGGGCUCGGCGGGACUCUGGAUACGUGUCCAAAGUUUUGACAUAA
Messenger RNA from Periconia digitata, 240 nucleotides. The record is from the annotation of a GenBank genome assembly. NCBI's taxonomy places the organism in Eukaryota, Fungi, Ascomycota, Dothideomycetes, Pleosporales, Periconiaceae.